AUGACGACCCAGGUCCUGCUGCAAAAUACUGCUUUGAGGGAUUUUGCUCCUGGCAACUUCCAAUGUGAUAGACUAAAGACUGAUUGUCUAACCCGCCCAAAUAGUAACGGAUACUGCUACAUUUACCGACAAAAAUGUAACAAGGAUGAAGAUGUAGAAGCAAGACUCGAGAGUAGUCUGUACGGUGAUCUAUCUAAAAAUUGCCCACGAUGGAAGCGAAAAUGCUCGGAAAGGGGUCCGGCGGAUACUUCAUGUAUUCGAUUUUCGGAAAAAUGUGCUUGGCUCAACAUGACUACAGAGAGUGAUUACAAAUAUGACGGCUCAUCGUCAUCCGAAGAAAAAAGAUAUGAUCUACGAGAAAAACAGAAAAUGGAGAAAAUGUGCUCUAAAUGGGAACGUAAAUGUAUCGAGAAAUGGCCAAACCUCGAUCAUUAUUCGUGUCGUAUGCUCAAUAAGAAAUGUAGAACUCAUAAUCCAAUUAUACAACCCAUUACGGGGCUCAAACCGGAUUAUGCGUCGGAGGUGACAGAAUCCGUUGCAGUUCAGGAUCGCGAAAAACUCAUGGGCCAAUGUCAACGAUGGAAAAAGACAUGUGCACGAAAAUAUCCGCGACAUUCCUCAUGUCGACACCGGAGGUUCUCGGCCUUCCGUGCAGGAACCUCCUCGGCCCUCCGUGCAGGAGCCCCUACUCCCACGUGA
This is a messenger RNA of Cylicocyclus nassatus, 699 nucleotides long. NCBI's taxonomy places the organism in Eukaryota, Metazoa, Nematoda, Chromadorea, Rhabditida, Strongylidae. The record is from the annotation of a GenBank genome assembly.